Molecule: messenger RNA, 999 nt
Organism: Ruditapes philippinarum (Manila clam)
Lineage: Eukaryota; Metazoa; Mollusca; Bivalvia; Venerida; Veneridae
Product: small ribosomal subunit protein mS27-like
Exons: 9
Coding region: 91-999 (302 amino acids)
Cellular component (GO): mitochondrion
Source: RefSeq, a predicted model, not a curated record
GCAUCUAUUUUACACUUUCAGAAAACACUGAACAAGGAUCAAUUAGGAGAUGAGAAAAUAAGAUAGACACCGUAGACAACAACAACAAACAUGGCAGCCCCCAUGUUGAAAAGUUUGGGGUCAAGAAGACUGCUACGUUUAUGUCGUUUUUCAGACAUUUACAGAACUUACUUGAAAGAAGGGUACAGUCAGGAUGAAAUUUGGAAGCAGCGACUACAAUCAAAAUAUCUUCAAAAGCUUGAUGCAAAGGCAUUUGGGAUAGAGUUGUUGGAGAAUUUUGAGAAAACAACAACAUUUCAUGUUGUGGACAUUGAUUUGUUUGUUAACAAGAUACAAGAUCUUCCUCCAUCAUUUGGAUAUCUUGCAAAUGAAGUUCUUUACAGAUUCCGACAUUGCCAAUCCAGUGUACCGGUCAAGGAAAAUAUAAUGCAUGCAAUAGUACGAGGUUUUUUAGAAAGUGGCGAUCUUGAUCGGCUAGUAGAGAUUAUCAAGGAUAAGUCAAAGUAUGGAGUGUUUCCAGAUGCACUCUCAAUGACAAUGUUGAUUGACCAUUUCUUAAAACAGAAAAAUUAUGAAGUGGCAGCUCAGCUGGCGUAUGAGGUAAUGCUUGGCGAGGAAUAUAAGAAUCAGACACGUAACUUUCUCAGUCUGUGUGCAGCUUUGAAAUAUUAUAUUCAUACAUUCAACCAUGAGAGGCCCGAACCUGUUCCGGUGGAUGAAGAAGAGGAAGUUGUAUAUAAACCAGUAAAAGUGAUAAGGAACCUUUACUACGAUGAUCACUUUGAUAUCAAAGAUGACAGGUUCCUUCUCGGAAAAACAUUUUAUUUAAUUAGUAAAAACACCCCUCGUCUAGAAGGCACGUUCUCCCGUUCUCUUCAGCUUCUUGGCCUUGGUUUGUACGAUAAAUUUGAAUUAGGCAAUAAGCUGCUAGAACAGUGGAUAAAAGAUGACAGCCUGGAGAAAGUUGUUUAUAAGAGUGCCAGAAGAAAUCAGGUAUAA